This is a messenger RNA of Danaus plexippus (monarch butterfly), 4526 nucleotides long. Its product is annotated as guanine nucleotide exchange factor DBS-like. Lineage: Eukaryota; Metazoa; Arthropoda; Insecta; Lepidoptera; Nymphalidae. The transcript has 20 exons. The coding region runs from base 237 to 3320 and encodes 1027 amino acids. Gene Ontology annotation, cellular component: cytoplasm. Gene Ontology annotation, molecular function: protein binding; guanyl-nucleotide exchange factor activity. Gene Ontology annotation, biological process: intracellular signal transduction. The record is from RefSeq and is a predicted model, not a curated record.
UAGUAAAAUAUCAUUCCGCUGCGAUAGAUUCUUUUAUGUCCUCGGGAAAAUGUGAAGAUUAAAUAGAAUUUUAAAAAAUUCGCGUACGUAAACUAUUCUAUGUGAUAAUGGUGCGAAAGUAUAUUUUUAUAUUUCUACAUGACAACAAGGAAGCGAUUACUCUAAACAAUAUUCUACAAUAAUCCGUGAAAUGUCGUAGUUAUAAGACGGUGUUGUGUUUUGUUGAGGUGGUAACGAUGGCUACUUCUCCGACUAGUAUAGAGACGCAAAUAGACAGCUUCUUGGAACAGUUCAAGAGGAGCGCUUCUAAGGCCAUGGAGGAGCGGAUGGAGUGGCCUGAUGGUCCGUCUCCAGCUAUCGUCAGGUCCAGGAGUAGCUGUUUUACAUUAGAUUCUUCAACCAGCGAGGCUGAGUGCGAUGGAUGCGGCAGUGAUGAAGAAGGCCGUACUGUGGGCGAGCUGCUGUUGCCGCAGUACGCUCUGGCGACGGGCGGGCUGGCUCGUGAUCACAGACCUCUCAUCACAUUCCCCGACAACAACAACUUCCACGUCGUGACAGCCUCCGAGUACAGGAGAUUGCUUCUCUACCUUACUUCCGUACCUUCAUUGCUGGAAGCAGAAAUGGGCUUCCACAUUAUAAUAGAUCGGAGGAAAGACAGAUGGAAUUCAGUCAAAGCAGUGCUAUUACGAAUAUCAGAGUUCUUCCCGGGCAUUAUACACACGGUUUUCGUUCUGCGUCCCGCCAGCUUCCUUCAGAAAGCCCUGUCAGAAGUCAGCAGCAAACUGUUCAAGGAGGAGUUCCGCUUCCGAGUGAUAGUCUGUUCAAGUGUCGAAGAGUUGUACGAGCACUUCGACAGGUCGCAACUCACGCCGGACCUCGGAGGGGAGCUCCAAUACUCGCAUGCAGAAUGGAUACAACAGCGAAUCGCUCUGGAGAAAUUUUCCACACUGAUGAAGGAGAUAUCAACUAAGCUGGACGAAUUUAUGCACGAAAUAGUCGACUGCGACAUGGGCAACGAUCCAACACAAACCAAAGAAUUAUUAGACUGUCAAGAAUCUAGGUAUAAGUCUCUGAAGGCUGAACUGUCAUCAGCGACCUCUGAGGGCGAGGAGUUGUUGUCUUCGAUGCGAACACCUCACCUCACUUACAACAUCAUUAGCCACGUGGCCGCUGUCGAGAGAUUAAUUGUGCAGUUAGACGAGACCGAGAAACAGUUCGACAGCUUCUGGGAGAAGCAUUCGAUGAAAUUAAACCACUGGCUAAAAUUCAGAACAUUCUUGUUAAACUUCAAACAGAUGCAGGCUGCUUUAGAUGGACAUUUAAAGACCGCUUGUGACAUGACCGAAGUUGGGGAAACUGCAAACAGGGUCCAAACUCUUCUCCAGGAAGCUAUCGAGUUUGAAAAACAAUGUAACAAUGAUCUCGACGCUGCUUCACUCGUUAUUGACGAAGGUGAGGUUUUAAUGAAGGAUCCUCUGAGUUCUGUCGAUCACAUAGAAUCAAAGUGUGAGGAGUUGAGACGAACCAGCUCGUUGCUCAUAGAAAAAAUUCAAAAACGAAAUAUGCUAUUGACCAAAGCUAGAGAAGUUAUGGAUAGAAUUGAUAAGGCUAAUGAUUGGUGCGCGACGGGAGUAGAGAUCCUCGCCGGCGAAGGAGGUUUGAUAGCCGUUGACAAAUCACUAGAAGAUGCCAAAAGUUUUGGAUUGACGUCACCAGAACAGUUCCGGGACAUGCUGAUGCAGUCCGCCACCCCAGAGACAAGAGCUCUGGUUACUCAGGUGUGUCAGCGUGUGGAGGACGUGUGGCUGAUGGUGUCCGUGAAGCGAGCGUCGCUAGUGAGGGCCUCCAGCAGACCAGCCAGGCCUGUACACGCGGUGCCACCACACAGCGCCGCGCCCGCACCCACCCUCAACACGCAGAUGGAGACAUCAGGAGGUUCAGAGAGCUCUGGUGGCGAGGAUGCGGACGCGCGACGGUCACGACGAGGUCAUGUGCUGGCUGAAUUACUGCAGACUGAACGAGUCUACGUUCAGGAACUAGGCUCAAUACUCAGUGGUUAUAAGGAAGAGAUUGAGAAGCCAGAAAACCAGCACAUGCUACCCACAGCUUUAGUUGGACAAGCCGACGUACUGUUCGGAAACCUCCACGAGCUGUUCACGUUCCAUCAGGAUGUAUUCUUGAAGGAUUUGGAGCGUUCCAUAUCCGCCACGGAACUCGUCGCGCUUUGUUUUGUUGAAAAAAGGGAGACCUUUUUCCGACUGUACAGCUAUUACUGCCAGAACAUCCCUCGUUCAGAGCGUCUGCGCGAGACCUUAGUGGACACACACUUGUUCCUUCAAGCCUGUCAACAACGUCUCGGGCACAAGCUGCCUCUCGCAGCAUACCUCCUCAAACCAGUACAAAGAAUAACCAAAUACCAGCUACUGCUUAAGGACCUCCUCCGGUACAGCGAGUGCGGCUCCAUGAGUGCGGGGCUGCAGCAGGCGCUAGACUGUAUGCUAGUGGUCUUGAAGUGUGUGAACGAUUCCAUGCAUCAGAUAGCAAUCACCGGUGUACCUGUGGACCUCAAUCAACAAGGCGAAUUACUACUCCAAGGGUCGUUCCUGGUGUCUUCAGAGAACAAACGUGAUCUCCGGCUCCGGAUACGGCCGAGACGGCGACAUAUUUUCCUCUACGAGAAGGCAAUGCUCUUCUGCAAACCUGGUACCAAGAAUAGCCACAACAAAGCCACCUACCACUUCAAACAUGACCUCCAGAUGUCACAAAUUGGUCUGACCGAGUCUGUGAAGGGAGAUCCUCGUAAGUUUGAAGUGUGGCGUCAGGGACGGUCCGAGGUGCACACGAUCACGGCGCCCACGACGGACGUGAAGCGCUCGUGGGUGGAGCGGAUCAAACGUGUGCUGCUCGACCAGCUGCACGAGCUGAAGGGAGAGCGAGUCAGACAGUACGCGGCGCAUCAUCACCGGACGUUAAUCCAAACAAGCUCGUGGGAGACGGGCGGGUCCGCGGCGGUCGCUCGCGGUCCCCACGAGGAGCCGUGCUGGUCCACAGACCCCUCGGACGACGACGACGAAGACACUGACCACGCACCGGCGGUGGGGUGCUCGCUGGUGGCGUUGUCGGACUACACGGCGGUGGGCGCCAGUGAGGUGUCCCUGCGUGAGGGACAGCAUGCCGACCUGCUCAAGGUGGGCUGCGCCGGCUGGUGGUAUGUUCGGUUGGCAGGCGGCCAAGGCGAGGGCUGGGCUCCGGCCGCUUACCUGGAUCAACGCAAGACAUCACGUUCGUCCAGCCGCUCGCACGACCGCCUUCACGACUGAACGUCACAUGCGGCUGACAGAUGUCACAUUGGCAUACGUCACUCUGAUACACAACACGCUGACACACGUCGCCCGGACAUUCCCGUAUUCCAGUUUUUUAAAGACAACAUGCUUGAAAAGUGUCUCGUGAAAAAGCUUAGAGCUCGAUCGAUGUAGCAUGAUUCGUUCGUAUCCGCGCUAGUUGUGCAUUUAGGAGUUAUCGAGUUUACAUAGAGGCGUAAUAAUUUCAGUUUUAGAUUAUCACGGAUUUAUUGUUUAUCUGUGUUACGGUUGGGUACUUAAAGUACUUCUUCUCGGUUGUGUUUUGAUGUUUAUUUCCUUUUUUACCAUCUGUUCACUCGUUAAUAGUCUCGGUAACGACUGAUGUCUUAUAUGGAUGUUCAGCGCCAGUCGAAAUGUUUUUAAUGUUGGUGUAUGAUGUAAAGGUUCUAAAAAGCUUUAUUGUAAAUUAGUUUAGAUGUAGCUUGUUAUUGUUGAAUCCAAAGCUAUGUAUAGUGGCGUGAGGUCGCCGGACGCGGCUCGCAUCUCUUGUAAAUAUCAUUUCUAUUUUAGUUAUUUAUUUUAAUGGACACCCAUGAUGUCGUAUGUCGCAUAACGUUUUACCCAUGACAUUUUUUUUUUGUGUGAUAGACGUGUAAAAUACGCAAACGAUUAUAAAAAACAAUCAAAUUAUCGAAACUUUCCAAAAAGUAUCAACUUUUAGUUGCAAAAAUCAUAUAAUAAUUAACAAUUUCACUUCCAUAAUAAUAAAAUUCAAUUCAUUCUAUUUUAACUUAUAAUCAACAUAUAGAUAAAAAAUAUUUGCGUCAAUAUCUAAGAGACUAAUGUCAUUGUCAAUGUCAAUCAAUUCUUAUUUCGGAGAUGGAAAAAAUAUUUAAAUAAUGACCAAUUUAUAAAUUGUAUAAUCUACAUUAAUUUCAGAGAUAGUAAUUAAAUAUAUACAUAUAUACUAAAAAGGCAUGUCUCGCUUCUAUGUAUAUUUAAGUACUAGUCGUGAUUUUUGUACCAUGUAUUGUGUCUAUUAUGUUGUGGUGUUCUUGUGCUGUCCCAUUAUAUCAUGUCACUGCAUAUCAUUUGUAAACAGAUCGAAGAACGAAAACAAACAAUGUACCUGUCUGAAGCUUCCCGGCUCGAAUCAUUCAAUGGUUUUAAUAAAAUCAUAUUGUAUCAUACAGCUGAUAGCAAAUUAUAAGCAUAUGUCCAUUC